AUUUUAUCUCGUUCCAGUUGCCUGAAUAACUUUUAAAUCUUCUCUAAGAAUCCUCUGUUUCCUAUGCAAUUCAUUCAAUUCAAGUAAUACCUUCAAGCAUGUAAACAUCGUACAGGAUCGCACCAAAAGGCAAAAGGAGCAUUAUAAAAGUCUCAGAACUGAGUUAGCCAGGCGUCAUGAAUCAGGAGAUAAUAACUGUAGAAUCAAGUUCAUCAACAAUGUACCAAGGAUUGUUCCUUUAAACUAGGACGGCCCAAUAGUGUAUGUAGUGAUUUUUUGACCGUGUACUAUCAGAAUGUUAGAGGGCUAAACAGCAAAAUUAACAAAUUCUAUCCUGCUGUGAGUGACUGUGAGUAUAAUGUAUUUGCUUUAAGCGAAACGUGGCUAAAGCCCGAAGUAAAACUCUCUCGAAUUAUUUCCCAAUUCUUUUGACGUUCAUCGUAAGGACAGAAAACAUAAUCAAUUGAACCUGUCAAUGGGUGGUGGUGUACUACUGGCAUUUGAAUCGGCUCUUAACUCUGUUGUAGUAGAUACUAUGCAGUUUGAUACAAGUUUCCCAGGAAUAGAUUUUUUGGUAUGCAAAUGCAUUGUAUCUCAUCAGAAUCUUUAUUUCGCUGUCAUAUAUGCUGCACCACAUGUUUCUAUUGAUAUAUUUGAAGCUUUUUUUGAAAUGUUAGAAAACUUUGAAAUCAUGCAUUCCAAACGUGUUUUCUUUCUGGGUGAUUUCAAUUCUCCAAACUUUGUGGAAAAUAAUUUAAAUGACGCAAAGACCCGCUACAUUGUUCAUUGGCUCAACUUCUGGAACAUGAAACAGUAUAAUAAUAUUCAUAACCAAUAUGAUAGAAUCCUGGACUUAGUAAUAAGUAACAUCGAUUGUAUUGUUUAUAGAGAUUUAGCUCCAUUAGUGGAUGAAGACGUGUAUCAUCCUUCUUCGUCCGUAACAUUAAAAACUGUCUGCAAAAAGAGUGAAUACGUCACAGUCAGUACUGACCAAAAAAGAUAUAAUUUUAGACGUGCUAACUUUUUUUCGCUGUACAAUUCUUUGUUAUUGGUUAAUUGGGAUUUCUUGGAUAACACUAGUGACACAAAUGAUGCAAUUAAUGCAUUUUAUACCAAACUUUACGAAGUAUUUGAUGCACACGUUCCACAAUAUAAAAAUUUCAGGCAUAAAUAUCCCUCUUGGUACACCAGUGAAAUUAUAAAACUAGUAAAACAAAAAGACAAAGCGCACAAAAAAUUUAAAAGGUCUGGUGCUAACGAAGAUUACCAAGAAUUCGGCAGAAUCAGGAAAAUAUUUAAGCUUAAAACCAAAGAGGCAUAUAAUAUCUAUCUUCAAACCAUUCAAAAUCAGCUAAAUGAUGACCCUAAGUCUUUCUGGUCUUUCGUACAUAGUAAAAACAACACUUCUAGGAUUCCCAAUAGAAUGUUGUAUGGAAACGAGUAUUUGGUGAUCCGCAAAUAUAGUCAACGCAUUCGCUGAUUUUUUCUCCAGCGUUUACUCAACUGCCAAUGUCGAUACUGAGUUGAACUUUGAUUUCAGUCAUAGUGGACUCGUCGACAUUAGUUGUGAGCCAAUAUCAGAUGAGGAAAUUUUAGUGGCCUGUAGAAAGCUUAAAAGUAAAUUGACUGCUGGACCUGAUCAAAUCCCAUCUUUUAUUGUUAGAGAUUGUAUCAGGAAAUUAGUUCAUCCUUUACGGGUUAUCUUCAACUUAAUCCUAACAACGACUGUUUUCCCCGAUAAAUGGAAAAUUGCCAAAGUUUGCCCAAUUCCAAAGUCAAAAAAUUAUCACUGUAUCAGUGAAUAUAGGGCUAUAUCUAUACUCAAUAAUUUUGCAAAACUCUUGGAGAUCGUACUGUACAACCGCAUUUACCUGUCCACUAAAAAUAAUAUUUCCAUCGACCAACAUGGUUUUAUAAGGCAGCGUUCAACACUAACAAACUUAAUGGUAUUUAGCUAAUACUUGUGCGAAAGAUUAUACAAUAGAGGACAGGUAGAUGUGGUGUACAUCGAUUUCUCCAAGGCCUUCGAUAGGGUCAGCCACAGUAUUUUGCUCCGAAAGCUUGAGUACCUGGGCUUCAACAACAUUUACUUAGCGCUCUUAACAUCAUAUCUGUUUGAAAGGAAACAGUAUGUUUUUUAUAAUGGCUACAUAUCACAUGUUUAUGUCUCAACCAGUGGCGCACCACAGGGUUCGAAUUUAGGACCACUGUUGUUCGUAUUGUUUGUGAAUGAUCUGUGUGAAUCUUUGGCUUGUACUGAGUUAAUGUUCGCAGACGACCUAAAAUUUUAUUCAUCCGUUUCAUGCUUGGAAGACUGUGCAUUUGUUCAAGGUCAAAUAGAUAAAUUGCAAAGCUGGUGUGCCAAGAAUCAACUUCAUCUUAAUAUAAACUUCGAUAAUUAGUAUAGCAUCAAAGCCAAUCAAUGGAGCAACAAUUGCAGUUCCAGAAUGAGAUAUCAAGACUGCUGGGCUCAGAUAGCGCAGCAAUAAGAAGGAUCCAUUUUGAAGAGACUACUAGUUCGGAUACAGAUUCUGAUGACAAGUCCUUAGAUGAAAACUACUUGAACAAUCAACCACCACCAUGCGAUUACAACAUCAUCAAAGAUAGUGUAAUAAAAAUAGGCACCGAAUCUGGCAAAAAUACAAAGAAAAAGAAGAAUAUGAGAAAUUUCCAGUUAUCUUAUGUAACAAAAUGUGAUACCGAGUUAUUCUCUCAGUCUGAUUUUCCGCCAUUAUUCAAGGGUAGUAAUCUACCGAACACUGACAUCAAUUCAGUAACUGAAUUAGUGUCUAAUAAUAAUGAUCGCUUUGUAAGGCAUACUGCAACUGUGCAGUUACUAUGUAGUGAUGACGAGGAUUGGAGUGAUGGUGAUGAUGAUGUAGUUAUUGGAGAUGAACAUGUAUCUUUAAGAAACGAUUCCGAUAUCAGGUUUGAUUGUGGUUCUGAUGAAGAUAUCUCUUGGGCAGCUAUUGUAGGUCGAACAGAAAAAACAGAAUUGAAAGAAAAUCAAAUUGGCGAACAAGAACUUUUUGUGAGUCAUAAUGUUCACCAUGAAAAUAGUCACAAUAUAUCUAAAACAUAUUUAGCAAGCGAAAAGAAUAAAAAGAGUCCCCAGGAACAAGAAACACUGAGUCCAAUACGGGGAGGAAGUACAAUCGAGAAAUCGGAAAUUUGCUAUUAUCAAAUGGAAUUUCCCAUUUUAGGACACGGUAGAUGUACUAAAAAUAAGCAAACAUGUGCGAUGAAUGAUAUUCGUUAUUCCAACUCGUCAACCAAUGAAAAAGAUUUGGUGCUGUCACCAAACGUUGCCGAGCUUGGAGAAAGUCGUUCGAAUCAUGUUUAUGAAGAAAAUUUUGAAUAUAAACUGGCAGGUGAUACUGUAGAUUCAAAUUCGGAAUUUAUCUCAAUGAGUAAGCAUGACUCAAAUACUAACAAUAAAAAGAGUCCCCAGGAACAAGAAACACUUAGUCCAAUACGGGGAGGAAGUUCAAUCGAGAAAUCGGAAAUUUACUAUUAUCAAAUGGAAUUUCCCAUUUUAGGACACGGUAGAUGUGCAAAAAAUAAACAAAGAUGUGCGAGGAAUGAUAUUCCUUAUUCCAACUCAUCAACCAAUGAAAAAGAUUUGGUGCUAUCACCAAAAGUUGCCGAUCUCGGAGAAAGUCGUUCGAAUCAUGUUUAUGAAGAAAAUUUUGAAUAUAAACUGGCAGGUGAUACUGUAGAUUCAAAUUCGAAAUUUAUCUCAAUGAGUAAGCAUGACUCAAAUAUUAACAAUCAAGAACCGAGUACAACUGAUGUAAAAAAGAAACAGAUACCCAGAAGUACCAAAUCUGCUUUUACGCCAUUAUACAAGCGGAGUAAUCUACCGAACUCUGGCAUUAAUUCAAUAAUUGAAUUAGUGACUAAUAAUAAUGAUCGUUUUGUAGAUGUGCGUUUUUUAUGUAGUGAUGAUGAUGAAGUACCAUUUAUUGAAGAUGAGCAUGUGUCUUUAAAAAACGAAAAUAGACGCAAUAUAUCUAAAAAAUAUUUAGCUAGCGAAAAAAAUAAAAAGAAUCCCCAGGAACAAGAAACACUUAGUCCAAUACGGGGAGAAAGUACAAUCGAGAAAUCGGAAAUAGGGGCUUUUGAUUAUUGUGAAAUGGAAUUUCCCAUUUUAGGACACGGUAGAUAUACAAAAAGUAAACAAAGAUGUGCGAGGAAUAAUAUUCCUUAUUCCAACUCAUCAACCAAUGAAAAAGAUUUUGUGCUAUCACCAAACGUUGCCGAGCAUGGAAAAUGUCGUUCCAAUCAUAUUUAUGAAGAAAAUGUAGAUCCAAAUUGGGAAUGUAUCUCAAUGUGUAAGGACGACACAAAUACCAACAAUCAAGAACCGAGUACAAGUGGUGUAAAAAAGAAACAGAUACCGAGAAAGGAGGUACAGGCUGAGUUAUCUAUAAGCAGCAACUGUUCUGGGUCUUUACCUACUAUUGAAAGCUUAAUAGAAUGUGAUAAAUACGCCCAAAAAACAAAGAAUCACUGUGCGAUGAAUGGUAAUAUGAAUAAGAGUGUAAUUAAAAAUAACACUUGUUCAUUAGGAAGUUCUACAGAUUCUCAGAUACAACAACAUAAAAGUAAUUCAACUGUAAAAAAGAAAAAAAGGAAGAAAAAUAAGAUACAAAAUGAUUUGAAGCAUUUAAGUGGUUCCGAUAUUCAGGAUAAUCGUACCUUUGAUAAGCCUGCUACAUUUCCAAUUUUGUUUAAAGAUAACGAUAUUUGUGAAUUUGAAUAUGAGCCAAAGUAUAUAUACAUGGAUGGUUUACCUUUUAUAAACCCACUAUACUUGGCGUACAACUCGUACAGACGUAGCAUUACUUAUAUUGCAUUUGAAGAUUCUAUGACGCGUUUCUCAAGAUCUGAUAUACCGUAUAAACUUGCGGAUUUGCAUAUUGACCGUGAAUUCAUUGGUAAUGGGUAUGCAGAGAAAAUAAAAACAUUUAUACAUAGCGAAUUGUUUGAAACUUUUCGAAGUCAAGCUCAAAACAGUUUGCUAAAAAAGAGAAAACGUAAAAGACGGAGGAAGAAAUCGCAUAUUGAAUUACCUGUAAACUGUUGUCCUGCUCAAGACGAUUCAAAUAGAGGAGUACAUUCGAAAAAAGAAAAUAUCACAGUGCCUGAAACUGUCUUAAGUGAGCAUAACAACAAGGAAUUUAACCGUCGAGGGAGAUUUGUUAGCACAUCUCUAAGUAUAGCGACGAGUAUGCCAGUCAUUAACAGCGCAGCAAAAACUUAUGAAACCGAUGAAAUUCCCUGGUUUUUCCAGUUCAAAGAUACCAGUUUUACGGAUAUUAGUAAAUUUAGAGAUCUGUAUCUAAAUACAAAUAUGAAACAUGUUAUCGAAGAGUGUAAUGAAAUGAAUAUUAGCAAAUCUGCAGGCAGCCCAGAUUAUUUAUCAAGUAUUGACACCAUGGCGCAAAAAUAUGGAUUCUGCAAUGUCUCCUGGUAUUUCCAUUUUAAAGGUAAUUUUACAACUUUUAGUAAUUUUAGAGAACUUUAUUUAAAUACAAAUAUGGAAAAUGUUAUUGCAUACAAAAACACCAAGAAAAAAUUACGUAGAAAGCGGAGAAGAGAAGUUCAAUUUCCCCCAUGUCAUUCUCCCAUUGAAGAUAACUACGUAUAUGAACCAUCAUCGCAAAAAGAAUAUAUGACGGUAUCUGAAAAUGCUACUAGUGAGUUAAAUAAUUACAAGGAACUUAAUCGCCGAGAAAGAUUUGUUAGCAUAUCUCAAAAUAUAGCUCAGAAUAUACCAGCCAUUGACAGCGCAGCAACUCACGAAAUCGGUAAGAUUUCUUGGUAUUUCCAGUUCAAAGAUAAUGAUUUUACAGAUUUUAGUAAAUUCAGAGAACUUUAUCUAAAUACAAAUUUGACAACUGUUAUCGAAACUAAUAAUAGAAAGAAGCGUACGGACGAAAGCUCAAAACCGAAAACUACAUCUUUGGGGUUGAAAAAGGAAUUAUUCAAAAAUUCAAAAAAGUCUAAUAUGUAUAACUUUUAUGGUUCUGUCAGUUGUUGGUAUUUUCAACACAGAGCAAAUAAUUUUAUUGAAUUUUGCAAAUUCAGAGAAAUUUAUUUAAAUAGAAGCCUCGAUCAUAGCUUCCAGAAAAAUUGUGAAUUGAGGCCUCGUACAAUUAUCAACUCCAAAAUUAGAAUGCGAAGCAAAUAUAUAUCUCCAUUCGAUGAAAACACAACAUUGACAAGAGAGAAAAUCCCUACAUAUAUUUACAAUAUGGGAAAUACUUAUAUUUCUAAUACCAACCUAACGUGUGAAGGCAUUGUAUCAUAUGAUACUAGUGAUGCUAUUAUAGAAUGUGAAUCUGUUUGUGAUAGCAAUAAGUUAUGUAAUGUAGGCUGCGGUGAUGUUAAAGAUCCUUUAAAAUCAGGUAUUGCAACUCUUAGAUAUUCAGGUAUUUAUUUACGUUUGUCAUUGUGUUGUUUACUGCUUGUAAUUGGUUCAAAGCUCGUUACUCAUUUGUAUGAUUUCUUUUUAGAAAAUGAUGUACUGUUAUGUUGUGCUAUGUUAUUGUUUGUUUAUAUUAUGUUAGAAUGACAAUAAAUUCUUGUAUUCAGUAAUUCGCCG
Messenger RNA from Acanthoscelides obtectus, 6610 nucleotides. The record is from the annotation of a GenBank genome assembly. Lineage: Eukaryota; Metazoa; Arthropoda; Insecta; Coleoptera; Chrysomelidae.